CUGCCUUCUCAACCUGUCCAAAUAGUGCCUGGGGCGCAGUUUAACUAAAUAAAAUACCAAAGCGCCCUUUUCCGUGACAGGAUAUUACUAGAACCUACUUUCGAACAGACGUGAAGUGGCUGGGAAGAAGAGUGAGAGCUGUAAUAAGAUGACUCGGACACAAGUUGUCAUGCUGUUAGUGAGUGUCUGUCAACUGUCUUUCAUUCACGGUCAGGAGUGCCCGAGCAGACAGGAACUGCAGAGCUCUCUGCGCCAGGUCCACAAGCUGCUCUCUGCCCACGAGACCUCCUACAUGCAGAGCCUGCGCACGCUCAGGAAGAAGCUCAACCUGCUGCAGACCAACGUGGCUCGCCAAUCAACCAAACCCACCAACGUCACCUGUCCAAAGUUAGAGGCACCAGCCAAUGGCAAGAAGAUGGGCAAAAUGAUGCUUCCGGGUCAUGAGGUUCACUUCCUGUGUGACCCAGGCUAUGAGAUGGUAGGCUCUGAGACACGUCAGUGUAAAGACACCCUGACCUGGUCCGGACAACAGCCAGUCUGCAAGGAUAUAAAUGAGUGUGCCUCCUCUCCGUGCAUGAAUGGGGGGACCUGUGAGAAUGAGGUGAAUGGAUUUGUCUGUUUAUGUGCCAAAGGAUGGGGUGGUGCCACUUGCCAGUCACCUGUGCCAACGUUCUUCAUCACCAUAACCAACACCUCCGCCGCCACAGCAGCAGGGGCAGCUGGAGCAGCGGGUACCGGGGGUGCAGCGGGCGCCUCGGUGUCUCCGCCGGCGACCUCCAGCCCGUUUGUGCGCCCGUCCCAGUGCACCCAGACACAGGGCACCACCCACUGCACCUGCGAGGCCGGCUACACCAUCUCAGGACGCGACACCAGCCUCUGCACAGAUAUUGACGAGUGCGAGCUCUUCCACAUGGGCCAGGGGGGGCGUCUCUGCCUACACACCUGCGUGAACACUCCCGGAGGCUACCGCUGUGUCUGCCCGGCCGGCUAUAACCUGACCCGCGACGGACGCAACUGCAAAGACAUUGACGAGUGUGCCAACAAGCAGCAUAACUGCACCCGGGAUCAGCUCUGCAUCAACACCUAUGGAGGCUUCCAGUGUGUCAAAGUGGACUGCCCACGUGUCCGCAAUGCCACCUACGUGAAAACCUCGUCUCUGCGCUGUGAGAGGAACCCGUGCCCAGUGGACAACAGAGCGUGCUCACAGGCCCCUAACUCUGUGUCCUACCACUACCUGGCGGUGGUGUCCAACCUGUCUGCGCCACGAGUCAUGUUCCGCGUGUCGGCCCUGCGCAUGAUCGGCGACACUCUGCGCUUCUCGCUGCUGGGAGGAGGCCGGGCGCGGCGCCACUUCACCGUGCAGCGUUCUGACCGGCAGACGGGCCAGCUGAUGCUGGUCAGCCCCGUGCAGGGCCCCGUCACGCUGGAGGCCGAGGUGGAGAUGAGCGAGCUGGAGAGGCGGGUGAUGCUCGGACGCUACAUCACCAGGGUCACCGUCUUCGUCUCGCCCUACGAGUUCUAGCGAGUUCUAGACGGGCGUCUGCCACCUGGCUUCUUGACGGCCAGUUCAGGGGGAGGAUGCUGUUUGCUGGGGCGUUUCAGGGAAGCUCAGUUUGAAUGAAGGGCUUAAAACGUUUUUAAAACGUAUUUUAAAAAAGCUCUAAAUUUAGGAGACAUUAAGACUCCACAUACAAGGAUUUGUAUAGAGUUACAUUUAAAUGAACCUAUAAGGUGUAAAGCAUGACGAAUAUGCACAAACCAUGUGAAUUCUAUUCUAACAUUAAUACAAGGCAAAACAAUACAUGUUGGCUUUAAGUUGCUUUGUAUUGCUCUCAGAGGAAACAAUGUACACUUUGCACUGGUAUAUAAGGUUGGUAUGUAAAAGCAUCUUUAAAAAGAGUUUGGCUGUAUGAGUACACACACAGUUACAGUUUAUAUAAACUGAUUACUCAAUAGCAAUGUCCCCUUUAACUGCCUUAAAGACUUAUAGCUAUAUAUGAAGUCGAAAUAUACUGACAACCUUGUUUUAUAUCUACUGUCUAUUUAAGUCUGCUGUGUGAACAUGAUCAGGUAAGCUCUCUCUCUGCUCCUGCUUUUAUGGUGUGUGGAGAGGGAGAUUGAGGUGGUAAUAGCUGUUAAAGUGCCUACUCUCCACUUGAGUGGGAUUGUUCUGCUGUUUCAAAGGUAUAGCUACAUAAAACAGAACCAAGGAUAUUGUACUUAUCUAUCUCACCGUGGUCAGGUGCAAGGCCUGCCCCUGCUAAUGUGAUAAUGUCUAUUUUUAGUACGAUUUAUGGGUUGCCUGUAAACACAAGCACUUCAAAUCAA
This is a messenger RNA of Sardina pilchardus (European sardine), 2328 nucleotides long. Its product is annotated as fibulin-7. The record is from RefSeq and is a predicted model, not a curated record. Lineage: Eukaryota; Metazoa; Chordata; Actinopteri; Clupeiformes; Clupeidae. Bases 149 to 1522 code for a protein of 457 amino acids. Gene Ontology annotation, molecular function: calcium ion binding. The transcript has 8 exons.